UCAUAUAUGUAUCUUUCUUGAGAACACCCGUGGAUUAUUACUCCGAAACAAACUAAUUUUGAUGAGACAAUAAGUUCUUUAAGAGCUUCAGUUAGUUUUGCCCAGGCAUGUCGGUUGAUUUCGGGAUUCUCACAAGUCAUAACAACUGGAUUUGAGGCAGCAGGUUGCGAUCAAAUGUUGCCGAAGCUGCCAAUCAACCUCCCGCCCCAUCUUAGUCUCAAACUCAUCAAAAAUUACUGUGAUUCCGGUGAUCUACGACGUGCCCGCCAGCUGUUUGAUAAAAUUACCAGCCCAGAUUUGCAUUCAUGGACGACGUUAAUAUCAGCUUACACACGACAUGAUCUCCAAAAAGAAGCUAUUAAUCUUUACACCCGGUUGAGGGACAUCGGAUUCCAACCCGAUAGAUUUGUACUUCUGUCAGUUGUCAAGGCUUGUACCACAUCCGGAGAUCUUAUUCAAGCUCAGAGAGCUCACAAAGAUGCUGUCAUGUUUGGGUUUCAUCACGAUCUUUUGUUAGGGAAUGCAAUGAUAGACAUGUUUGCAAAAUGCAAGCAUCUUGAAGGUGCCAAAACAGCUUUUAACGAUUUACAUGUUAGAGAUGUAAUUUCUUGGACAUCGAUCUGUUCUUGUUAUGUUAGUUGUGGGUAUCCCAGAAAGGGCCUUCAAGCCUUUAGAGAGAUGGGGUUAGAUGGAGUAAAACCCAACUCGGUUUCACUUUCUUCAAUCCUUCCUGCUUGUUCUAAGUUGAAGUGUUUGGAUUUAGGUAGAGUAAUACACGGAUUUGUGGUGAAAACUGGAAUGGGAGCAAAUGUGUUUGUGAGUAGUGCACUUAUAGAUAUGUAUGCCACUUGCUUAUGCAUCAAAGAGGCUGAAAUGAUAUUCAAUCAAAUGGUUAACAAAGAUAUUGUGUCUCAUAAUGUAAUGAUAUCAGCAUAUUUUGAGAAUGGAGAACCCGAAAAAGCAGUAUCCAUGUUCAAAAAGAUGAAAGAAAAUCAUUCCAAGUUAAAUUACGCAUCAUGGAAUUCCAUUCUCUCUGGAUGCUUUCAAUCUGGACAAACACAAGAAGCAUUAAACUUACUUUCAGAAAUGCAAGAAUCAGGAUUCAAACCCAAUCAGAUUACAUUGACUUCUGUGUUGACCGCAUGUACAAAUUCAGAAAGCUUGAGGGGAGGUAAGGAGAUUCAUGGCUACAUCUUUAGGCACUGUUUCUUGAAUGACACAACUGCCUUAACAGCUCUUAUCUUCAUGUAUGCUAAAUGUGGCAAACUUAAAUUCUCUCAAAAAGCAUUUGAGAUGAUGAAUACAAGAGACACGAUUGCUUGGAACACAAUGAUUAUAGCAAACUCAAUGCAUGGAAAUGGAGAAGAAGCAUUAACUCUCUUUACUCAAAUGCUAAAAUCCGGUGUGAAACCGAAUGCGAUUACUUUCACAGGUGUUCUUUCUGGUUGUAGCCACUCAAAGUUAGUAGAUGAGGGUCUUUCUGUUUUCAACUCAAUGAGUAAAGUUCAUUUGAUUGAACCAGAUGCUGAACACCAUUCAUGUGUUGUAGAUAUUUUAAGUCGUGCAGGUAGGUUAGAAGAGGCGUAUAAAUUCAUACAAAAUAUGUCAAUAAAAGCAACUCCUUCUGCUUGGGGAGCUUUACUUGGUGGAUGUAGAGUGUAUAAAAACGUUGAUUUGGCACGAAUUGUAGCAAAAAAGCUAUUUGAGAUUGAACCAAACAACCCCGGGAAUUAUGUUUCGUUAUCUAACAUUCUUGUGAAUGCUAAACUAUGGGGAGAAGCUUCAGAAACUAGGAAAGUAAUGAGGGAUAAAGGAAUGAAGAAAGAACCAGGUUGUAGUUGGGUACAAGUUAAGAACAAGGUGCAUACUUUUGUGGUUGGAGACAAGAGGAAUGAACAUAGUGAUGAUAUUUAUAAGUUCUUGAGUGAUAUGGGUGAUAAAAUGAGGCAAGCUGGAUACUUACCUGACACAGAGUUUGUUCUUCAAGAUCUUGAUGGGGAGGAGAAAGAGGACACAUUGUGUAAUCAUAGUGAGAAACUUGCUGUUGCGUUUGGGAUUAUGAAUUUGAAAGGGGAAUCGGAGAUUACAGUGUUCAAGAAUUUGAGAAUUUGUGGGGAUUGUCAUAAUGCUAUAAAGUUUAUGGCCAAAAUUGUUGGGGUGAGAAUAGUUGUGAGAGAUUCUUUGAGGUUUCAUCAUUUUAGAGAUGGGUUUUGUUCAUGUAAUGAUUUUUGGUGAUUAAUAAUCAAAUAUGAUAACAUUAUUAUAAGAAUUCUUGAUAAUAUACAUUGAGCACAAAAUCAGAAUCAAGAAAACAAAUAAAAACAAAUACAUUGAGUUAAUAUCACUCCAACUGAGCAUACCAAACACCUUGAAUUUUAACAUCUUUAGGGACUUUUGCACCCAAAUCAGUAUCGGAGGGCUGAAUGCUCUCAAACACUCCGAUCACUUCACCGGUGUCAGGUUUGGUUGAGGUGACACUCAAAGUGAUCUUCCCUGUUGACGCUGCAACAUUCUUUACAUUUUCUUUGGAAAGCUCCUCUUCAUCUCCUCUCCCACCCGCCGGUAAAGCAACGGCGUUGUCAUACCCGGUGGAACCACCUCUUCCCUUUGGGUCGAGAAACGAAGACCCUCUGUACGACGGGACUAGAAAUUCCCCACCGAAGCUUUCCGGUUUACCGGAGGCGACAAGUUGUUUGAUCGUGAACAGGAAUGGCACACGCUCACCUCCAGGAAGCUGAACAGUGACGGCAGCAUAGUCGAUUCCGUCUUUCUCUUCGAAUUUGAUGGUGCCAUCGGAGGAUACUUCGAGAGGUCCCUCGAUUUCAUCGAGGGUGUAGGUCAAUCGGGUCAUGAGUUUGGUUUUUUGGAACUCCGGUGUGGAGUUCUUGCUAACGCCCUCGGCUUUGACAGUGAACGACGU
Lactuca sativa (garden lettuce) is the source of this 2920-nucleotide messenger RNA. RefSeq names its product pentatricopeptide repeat-containing protein At1g20230. NCBI's taxonomy places the organism in Eukaryota, Viridiplantae, Streptophyta, Magnoliopsida, Asterales, Asteraceae. Gene Ontology annotation, molecular function: zinc ion binding; RNA binding; protein binding. The record is from RefSeq and is a predicted model, not a curated record. Gene Ontology annotation, biological process: RNA modification.